Messenger RNA from Mauremys mutica (yellowpond turtle), 4496 nucleotides. RefSeq names its product RecQ mediated genome instability 2 (gene RMI2). Gene Ontology annotation, cellular component: nuclear speck; cytosol. NCBI's taxonomy places the organism in Eukaryota, Metazoa, Chordata, Testudines, Geoemydidae. The record is from RefSeq and is a predicted model, not a curated record. The transcript is spliced from 2 exons. Gene Ontology annotation, biological process: DNA repair; maintenance of rDNA; negative regulation of double-strand break repair via homologous recombination. Bases 268 to 687 code for a protein of 139 amino acids.
GCUCCCAGAGCCGAGACCCCGGAGAGCCAUGGCUGGAAAGGGCUGGGCUCGGGGGCCUUCUCCUCACGACGCUGCCGGGCCCUGGGGAUAACCACGUGCUAGCGACCCCCUCCCCCCCGGGCAGCCUGGGCUGGGCCCCCGGGAGCCCUGAGCGCGCGCACUCCUCCGCCCCCCGCGGCAGCCCCGCGUCCGCCCACGCCCCUGCCCGCCAUUGGGGCCUGUGUCGGGAGCCCCUCCCCAAGCGGGCCGGGCCGCGCUGGGUGCAGCAUGGCCGGGGAGCCGCGCGGACCGCCGGUGAAGGUGCUGGCCGCCCAGCUGCGGCAGUGCCGGCUGGCCGCGGGCGGGCCCUGGCUGCUGGGACGGGAGGAGGCCGGGCGGGGCCCGCUGGCCGUGCCGGUGGUGUGGAUGCAGGGCACGGUGCUGGCGGUGGAGGCCGGGGGCGCCCGGGGCGGCUCGGCCCGGCUGCAGGACGAGAGCGGCCCCUUCACGGUGCUGGGGGUGGAGGGGGUCCCCAAAGGGCGGCCAUGCCUCAGCGCAGGAAAGUAUGUAAUGGUGAUGGGCUUGGUACACUCCUGCAGUCCAGAGCCUAUUCUUCAAGCUGUGAAGAUGACAGAUCUUUCUGAUAAUCCUAUACACAGGAUCAUGUGGAGCUUUGAGGUGGAGGAUUUGCACAGAAACAUUUCUUAGAUGCUGUGUAUUUUUGUCAGCAGCCUAAAGGACCUGGAAACAUAAAUGUUUGCUUUUACACCACAUGGACCUCAGCUCAAAGCAUUAGACUGUCAGGAGUAGUUAUAGCCUCAUCUGGAGAAUACUUUGAUAGUUAGUGGAUUAAGAUAUUUGACUAACAGUUUUAAGAGUUAUGGACAGGAGACCAAAUUUACCAUUGGAGAAAAUGGGUACAGCUCUAUUGACUUCAGUGAAUUUGACUGAGAUUCAAGAUUUAGAGAUCUUUAUGCUCAUGAUAAUCAUAGAGAGAUGGUUCAUUCCCUGCUCCAAUAAUGUUUUAUGGCAACAGACUAAACUGCAUUAACUUUCCAAAUAAUAGUGGGUAUUUGAAUACUAGCUCCAUUAUUAUAGCUGUUAGAAUGUAGGGUUAGGCAGUCAUAGUACUAUAUUCUGUCCUCCAUUUUGCAUAAUACUCUUGCUCCCAAUGUGAAUUCUAUACCUGGAAUGAGGGCAGAAUAUGGUACAUACUGUUUAGAUUGUGUUUAUGGUAAGGAAAUGAUACCUUGGCUCCAUGCUUUUUCUUUCAAUAACAUCCAUAUCCAGUUUGCUUUGUUUACAAGACAUAUGUCUUUUCUAACCGUAAGCAUAGUUUGGUGCCUAAAACUCUGCGGGUCCAGCAUUCAUCUCUACAAUAUUAAGAGUAGCCUGGUAACAAAACCUAUACUUCCAGUAAACUAGACUGAGAUUUGACAUAGACUCACAGGGAGUAGAUUUAUCCAGGUCCAAAAAGUUAAGUACUCUCACCACAUCACACAGCAAAAUUACCUCAGCCUAAUUAUGCAUCUUUAUAUUAAGUUUUCUCUCCCUGGAAAGACAGAGUGUUCCAAUAUACACUCUGUGUUUAAAGUUACUGUUAAAUGUAUAUAAUUUUUACCUUUGUUACUUCCUCUUCCUGUAAAGGACAAGUGUAUGAUACUGCUCUUUUGCCCCAAAAAUGUUGUAUUUGGUCAAGUUUCAGUGAUAAUUCUUGUGUCCUAAAUAAAUACUACAUUAUCCAUAAACUGUAGCUCUGUAGGUUGCGGGGAAAGAGACAAGUUCAACAGUAUCAAAUAACAAUGUUAACUAACUUUGAGCAUAUGAAAACAAGCUUUUUGCCUUACUAUAAACCACAAACUGAAUUUAAGAUCAGGUAUUGCACUUUGAGCAAUGCUUUUUCUCACAAUUUUAUCUUGAAAUAAAUAUUGUCUCCAGAUUUACAGAGGCCCCUUGGAGGGUGUUGAAAGCACUGGGAUUAGAAUUUUGGGACUGCAUACUUCCAUCCCUGAGUUUAGUAUUUGAGACCAUGUCACUUCAGAGGCCUGGGUAUAACUGAGGGGUUGUAUUAAAUGAGACCUUGUUGAUUAUAUGUGAGAUAAACCAAGACAGGUGUAUAGAAUUUUGACAGUAUGAGUUAAUUUUUUUUUUUUAUGUUGGGGAAAAAGUCCAUUUGUAAAACGUAGCCUGCCAGCAAAUUCUCUUCGGUGUCAACAUUGUCAGACAACCAUUAUUAUUUGUUUUGUAGCAGGUCCCUUCACAUCUUAGUGGUUCUUAGUCUAAGAACUUGAAUUUCAUCUCAGAAUGAAGAAAAACAAAGUUCACCUUGACAUGCAUGGGAAUUAGAUUGUGUGUAAAACGUUUUGAUGAAAAGGGCCAAAUUCAAACCUUGAGUAAGGGAGUGCAACUCUGCUGACUUCAGGAGACUUGGACCACUUACAUCGCAGCUAAAUAUGGCUCAAGGACCUUUUACUCAUAGUGGGCAAGUACAUCAUGCAACAGAUGAGAGUAGUGCAUGUUCAUUAAAUGUAUGUCUCAGCAGCAGUCUUUACUCGGUGUUGACUUAAAUAUUGCUGUCCUGAAUUUAAUUAGCAAUAUCUCUAUAUCCUCCCCACCCUCCUGGUUCAUGAGUCAGGGAAGCCCCAGGGAUCCUGCUGCCACUCUGGCUGCUGCCAGGGGCAAGCCCUGGGGGUCCUGCUGCCACUCUGGCCUCUGCCAGGAGGGGUGGGGAAACCCCAAGACACACUGAGCAGAGGUGGCUCCCAGCGCCCCUGGGACCACUGCUUAGGCAUUCCCUGGGCCAGCUGCAUCAGCCACUGCUUGGGCAGUCCCCAGGGCCAGCCACACUCUCUGCUACAGAAAUCACGGAGCCCUACUUAUGAGCAAGCUAUGCAGCUCUAGUUUUUGGUUAACUAUUCUAUUCCUUAAAGUUGAGAUUGGCCCAAACUAGAUCUGACCACCCCAAGCUUUGGGAUGUUUCAGAAUCUACAUGUGGAGCUAAACUUUGUAAUUGGCGUGCUCUACUUCUAUAAAAACUCAAAACUGGAGCCAAACUCUUGGAAAAUUGGUGAUCUUUGUUUGGCCUAAAGCUAUUACUAUAUUUGACAAUUGUUGGCUUGCAGAAGUGGCCUAACUGUAGUGCAACUUCAGAGUUUCUUUGUAACGAAAAGCAACUUACAAAGUAUACUGCAAAGAUUUUAUGUGGAUAUUUUAUAAUAGCAUUAGAUCGUUAAACCAGCCUGAGUCGUUGAAACCAGGUUCUUUUCUGGGAACUCAAAACUGAAACAGGUUCCUAAGAAAGUUGAACUUGGAGCGUGUUAGCAAAUGAACAGUUCUCUCUUUUCAGAACUUUUGCCCUUGCUUCAUGUUUAUAAAACAGCAACAACCUUGUGUUUUGCUCAGUGAAUUGCUGUUGACUAGGCCUGUGGCCAAUAUGUCCCAAGUUUUAUGGUAUUGUCUGUGGUACUUGUGUGUGGUUGUGUAACUUAUUGUGCAACAAUGUGAUUAGUGAAAUAAGUUUCCUUCAAGUCUUUCCAUUUCCUAGUCCACACAAUGACUCUCUUUUUCUAGAGCCUAGGACUCGGAAGGGGAAUGGGAGAGUACAUGUUUGUGCCCAUGUGAAUUUGAGUGCUUUGGGGUAAAUAAAGGAAAUCAGAAAUGGUUACUAUAUGAGUUGUGGGCACUAGAAAUACUGAGUACUUAGUAUUUUUCAAAGGGCUUGAUACUCUCCAUCUCCCUGCAGGGAAGGCCAGUAUUGAUAUGUAUGGUUGUUGAGGUACAAUGAAGUGAACUGAUGUAACUUACCCAAACUGACACAAACUUUGUGAUAGAGAUCGGUUAAGAACUCAGGAGUUCCUGGCUCUUGCAUUGUGUUCAAACUGCACCCCUGGUCUGACUAAACCACACGCUUACUUGAGAGAGCAUUGAUAUGUUCCUUACGCAGCCUUUCUGCCGUUUGCCAUUUGGCAGUCUCAUUGGCAUACUAAAAUACUGUCUUUAUGUGAAGCAUAAAUAUGUCCACAAUGCCUUUUGGCAAAAGCACUUCACAAAUCAACUGUCCUAAAAUCUUCAGUAGCAACUUACAUCAUCACUAGUCCCACUCUAGUUAGCAGCUUAGUGACCAAGCAUCAUUUUUUAAAUACCUAAAAUCCUGAAACUGCAGGUUUGAAUAGAAGCAGGGUCAAAUCCCAGUGACUCUUAAGGGGCAUAUUCUAGGAGGGCUUGUGACUUCUGAGAAUCAUAAGAUUUUAUGUGGUCUGAGUGAUGGUUUUUGCUCUGCCUCAGUCUGUGGCCACUGUAUGUUUUACUCCUCUUGUCAUGUUCUAUAGAUGAAAUAGCAAUGCACUGCUGGCAUUUUAGCUGCAGAGCUCCCUAAGCCAGUCAACAGGAAGUGCAAGAAUGUGUAUUUUGCACCCUCCUCCCCAAAGGCUCUGACAUAGUCCUCUGCCAGUUUGAGAUAUGAAAGACCUGAUCUGACCCAGUUCAGGAUUAACAGGAGCUGCUUUACCAUCACAAUG